GCAGUGACGCCAGUUCGUCAGCGAGGCAACAUGGCGUCGCCGACGGUCACUUCGCGUUUGUACUCCUUGCUGUUCCGCAGGACUUCUACCUUCGCCCUCACCAUCGCAGUGAGCGCCCUGUUCUUCGAGCGCGCCUUCGAUCAGGGUGCAGACGCGGUCUACGAUUACAUCAACGAGGGGAAACUGUGGAAACACAUAAAGCACAAGUACGAGAAACAGGAGUAACUCCCUGCGCCUUCCGUCCAGAAGGGACAGGCACCUGUCAGCUGUCAGCCUGGAGCUGGGGCCUCAGCCUGAGGAUGAACCUCAAGUUACUCUCAUGAACCACCAGUGCGUUGGCAAGCAGUGGCUCCACCGUGCAAACAGACUCUACCAUGUGCUGUGUUUGAAGUGCAUUUGACUACGGCUGUCAACAAAUAAAUGUAAAUUGUUCAUGUGA
This is a messenger RNA of Rattus norvegicus (Norway rat), 439 nucleotides long. RefSeq names its product ubiquinol-cytochrome c reductase, complex III subunit X (gene Uqcr10). Gene Ontology annotation, cellular component: membrane; mitochondrial inner membrane; respiratory chain complex III. The record is from RefSeq and is marked validated. Gene Ontology annotation, biological process: aerobic respiration; mitochondrial electron transport, ubiquinol to cytochrome c. The transcript is spliced from 2 exons. NCBI's taxonomy places the organism in Eukaryota, Metazoa, Chordata, Mammalia, Rodentia, Muridae. Bases 31 to 225 code for a protein of 64 amino acids.